AUGCUAAAUAAAUUAUUUUUCCUCAAUUUAAUUUUUGUUUUAAUUUUUUGUACAAUAAUUAAAGCAAAUGAAGAGGAAUUAAAGAAUCCUCCUCAAGAAUCGGAAGAAGAUCCUUCCAUUAUUUUCGAAAAAUAUUUAAAUCAUCUUAAAAAUCCAAAACGUGUAAAAAGAGAAUUUUAUGGAAGUUUACCUAGUUAUCAACAAUUGAAUCAAUUUUUAGAUGGAAUUACUGGUUGGGUGCCUAGACAAAAUACUUAUUACGGUCCUCCCGCUGGUGGUCGUUAAAAUUAUCAAGUUGGGUUUAAAGAAAGAACAAUUGAUGUGAUAAACAAUUAAAUAACAAACAAAAACAAUGAAAUUAAAAAA
Meloidogyne enterolobii is the source of this 366-nucleotide messenger RNA. NCBI's taxonomy places the organism in Eukaryota, Metazoa, Nematoda, Chromadorea, Rhabditida, Meloidogynidae. The record is from the annotation of a GenBank genome assembly.